UGUAUACAGACGCACCGCCUCCUCACGCGCUCACCUGAGCAGACAGACCGGAGAGCGAGAGACAGACCGGAGAGCGAGAGACAGACCGGAGAGAGACGGGAGAGCGACAGACAGACCGGAGAGAGAGAGACAGACCGGAGAGAGACAGACCGGAGAGAGACAGACAGACAGACCGGGGAGAGAGAGAGAGACAGCCCGGAGAGCGACAGACAGCCAGACAGACAGCAUGGAGGCCAUCUGGCUGUACCAGUUCCGGUUGAUCGUGAUCGGGGACUCCACGGUGGGGAAGUCGUGUCUGAUCCGUCGCUUCACGGAGGGUCGCUUCGCCCAGGUCUCAGACCCCACGGUCGGCGUGGACUUCUUCUCCCGCCUGGUGGAGAUCGAGCCGGGCAAGAGGAUCAAGCUGCAGAUCUGGGACACCGCGGGGCAGGAGCGAUUCAGGUCCAUCACCAGGGCGUAUUACCGUAACUCUGUGGGCGGCCUCCUCCUAUUCGACAUCACAAACCGUCGCUCUUUCCAGAACGUCCAUGAUUGGCUGGAGGAAGCUCGCAGCCACGUCCAGCCGCACAACAUCGUCUUCUUAUUGGUCGGCCACAAGUGUGACCUGGAGGCACAGCGCCAGGUAACUCGGCAGGAAGCAGAGAAGUUGGCGGGGGCGUACGGGAUGCGCUACGUCGAGACGUCGGCCCGCGACGCCAUCAACGUGGAGCACGCCUUCACCGAGCUGACCAGAGAUAUCUUCGCUCUGGUGCGGACCGGAGACAUCACGAUCCAGGAGGGAUGGGAGGGCGUGAAGAGUGGGUUCGUCCCCAAUGUGGUUCACUCCUCGGAGGAAGUGACCAAGAGCGACCGCCGCUGUCUGUGUUGAUCUGGCAAGAGUUUUGGGAACUGAAGAUGAAAAGAGGGAAGGGAUCCAGGAAGGAUUCAGAGGAGAGUGGGCUGAGAUGUCAGCCCUCUUGACUUUAACCCUCUGUGGUUCAGACUGGAUACGAAAGGAGAGGUUUGAGGACUUUUAAUAAAAGGUAAAAACCAGACAAGAACACCUUGAACGUGGGUGGACACAAAAGGGUUGUGCCCAUAUCUGUUUGGUUUCCCAGAGAGGAAGGAUAACAGAUGCUCAUUUACUCACGAGGGCUCAAAUGAUUUGUUUUGGUUUGCUUGAAAAUCUCACCCUUAGCAUCUUAGAAAGGCCUUAGGAAAAGGAUCCAUUUGGGUUUUUCGCCAAAAUCAAUGAGACUAAUCUUUCUUUCACAUUCACCUAGCCUUCCACUAAUCUCUCCUCCAAUAUGCAAUUACAUGAUCACUUAGGACAUGAUCACUUUACGUUGAGGUGCAACAUCCUCAGAGCACAUAUUAUUUAAAAAAAGUUAAGUGGGCGCCCUUAGAUUCCUCGUUAACAAGAGUCUUGUUUCUCUUGUGCUGACAUUUUGCUCCACAUUCCACUAUCAGGGGUCAAUGGAGGAGUCCUGGAGGGCCUGCGUUUAAUGAGGGAUUUCCUUUCCUGGAGCUGGGAACACUAUUUCUCUUUGAAGCAAUUAAGGCCUCCUGUGAGCUCAAUGACAUUGACUUCAUGGUAAUAUCCAGUAUCAUUCUGCUAAAUACCGCACUAUAAUAAAACGUUGUCACCCAUCCAGUUCCUAAUGGACUCCUUUAGCAGGAUAAGACAACGUGUACAGCUAAACGGACCGAGGUGGACUAACUUACGACGCCUCAUUGUAUGCCUUGAACUGGGGAAUUGUUAAGAUUGACUAAUAGGAGUGUUGGAGCCAGAAAGCACUUUAACAGCCAAGUUUAACUUAACUGUGGAGCCUCGUUUGGGACUACAGACGAACACAGAGAUAAUGUAUUCCUUGAAAGCAAAGAGACGGACCAGACCAUGGACUCCAAACAACAAGGGUCACACAAUAUCCACAAUGCACGCAUACAGGCAAUAUAAUCAUGCAAAGAAUGUCCAAUUGGCGGGCGUUAAAUCAACCCAACACAGAUACAGGCGAUCACGGAAAUUACAAGGUUACACUUUGUCCUGAUUCGGUGGUUUACAUGCUUUUUAUGUUUUUGCGCAAGUCACAAACCUUUAUUUUCAUUUUUUAAAUACUUAAAUGCAACAGAUUGAUGUACCCGGCACGGUUACUUGGGAUUUUGAUUUGUCUGUCCUUGCUAUGAUGUCUGUUCUAUUUCUUUCUUUCUUUUUGAAAUACAUUCAUCCACUGUCUUUCCCCCUGCAGCUCAUAAUUACAGUUACAUUUUAUCACACUGUAUGCCUUCUUUUUACACGUCUCCAAAGCCUUCUGCUUUAUAUUUUUACAUGAAUGUAUCAGCAGGGGAAAAGGUGAGGUUUUUACAACAAGACAUGUGUCAAUGCAAAACACUUUGUCUGACAAAAGCUUGGAGAAAAGCGCUGCAUAAUAACUUAGAGUGAAAUACUUCCAGACAUAAGAAAAAUGUAAUUCAAGUAAUGAUCUUUAAAUUCAUUCCAGAAAUAAUAACACAUAAAAGAUCUCCCAGAUGUCAUUGUGUUUUUGACAUUGAAUAUUGUUUUUUCCUUAUAAACAGUUUGCUGUAUUAUCACCAGUACUGAAUACUUAAAUACUUUUAUCCACAACUAUCCACUCAUUUAAAAUACCUGCAAUAAAAUACUCUUGAGUCCUCUCUUAAAUCUCUAUCAAAUAUUGUGUUAUCCUUAUUAAUUUGUUACCCAGUCAAUAAUGAUUUUUGCCUUCUCAUAUAAUAUUGAUUUGGGUUCUCAUUUCAUUUAUGAGUCUUUAAAUUAACAGUCAUAAUGCAAAGAAAAGUGCAAGCUGAAAAUUAAAAAAAAGUCUCAUUAAGGGAUUCAUAUAUUGUCUUUUAAGGAACUGUGAGGUGAAGAAAUGCUUGAUUGAGGUACAUUUCCUAAUCUGUCUCUCAUGUUUCAUGCCAGAUUGUAAUAUCAGACUCCAUGACGUAACAAUUUAUUUGUAACUGUUGUUGAAAACAUUGAAAUCUUGUCGAAUCUGAAAACGUAAAAAAUGUUAGGCUUUUUCUCUUGGUUCAUUGUUUAAACGAUUGUAAUUAACACAUCUUAAGUGACAGAUUUGAAUUAUGUCCUGCUGUCAUACUGUCUAUUUUGUGUCAUAUUGACUGGAUAAAGGACGAAAUAAACGGACACUAUUUAGGCAAAGAGAAGUCAGGUUAACCCCAGACAGCUGAUUCUAGUAAAACCCAAUUCGAUCAGUGUGUGAAACAUUGAGUCAGCAAUUAAACGCUUAAAAGACCUCCUUUAAUUGAGAGGCCUCUUCUCUCCCAGAAGCUGCUAACUGUCUGCAAGAGGCUUUUAAUGUUUUGGCCUCACAUGACACAAAUACAAUACAGUAUGUUUCCUUUCAGUAAGUCACAUGAGGUUUCUGAACUUGAAAGCAGCACUCGUUUCCAGAGGAACUUACUGCACAGGGUGAUUUACUGGCACUGCACUGUUCUCAGGAAGGAUCUAACUGAGGCUGCUUUCAUGCACAGAAUACAUAUGACUGCCUAAUUCACUGAACAUGUCAAGUUAACAGGUCUCUAUCAACACACACACAAGUUGAAAAUAGGGUGCUGCUGUAACUCUAGUCAAAUGUAUGUAGAGAUUCAGAUUGAAAGUCUCAUUUUAUAUUAUUUCAUAUUAUUUUGUUUAAUCUGUAGGCUACAACUAAACAAGAUGUAAAAAUGGCAUAUCUUAGUUUUGAAGGGGAAUUAUGUGCUGGAAUAUUAAAUGAGUCAUGAAGUCUUGUCAUAGGUAGAGAGUUUCAGAUUUUGGACAGAAAAUAGCAGUUUACCCGUUUCCAGUCAUCAUGCUAAACUAAGCUAACAAGCGGCUAGCUGUAGCUUUAUUUGUAUCACACACAGUUAGUUAGCCCCAAGUUGAGUCCAUCAUGAAAUAUUGUUAGAUUUCAUUUAAAAGGCUUAGCUAGGGUUAUCUCUGUGACUUAAUGUUAUAUGUAAUGCAUAUUCAAAAGAGGCACAAACUGGGGCUAAUUUGUGUGUUGAAAAUUAAGCUAACACUACCAGACAGCUAGCCUAGCAUUAAAAGUGAAAACAGGGUAAAACGGCUAGUUUCACUUAUCCAAACAUAGUAAAAAGAAAUCCAGCUAGAAGCGCCCUGACACUCACUUUUUAAGACUCUGCUUUAAGUUACUGCUUGUGGACCAAAACACUAUUUGCUACCUAGUUUGUGUGCUAAGCUAAUCUAGCAGACUGCUGUUUGUCGCUUCAUAUUUACCGACAUGCCAUUGGUGUCAUUUUUUCAUAUAGAAGCUAAUGUGCAUUGUCACAUUCUUUAAAGCCUCAUCAUUAUCUCAAAUGUUUUACCAUGUCCACGAUGUAAAAGGAAACGUAGUAUCUGUAGAGCCUACGGGGGAUGGGAAAUGAAUGUCCAUAUUUGUGUGUAAUUUCUGGGAGUUGUUAACAUUUUGCACAUGAAACGCCUCAUGACUUUCCAAAUUACUCUUUAAUUUGACUUUGCACAUAGAUAUGUUUAAAGGGGACAUAAAUUGAACUGUAGCUGUCUUUUCUACCCUGCCACUCUGACAUCAAAAGCAUGAAUCUGUUGGGUGACGACAGCUAUGUCCUGCCCUCAGUGUUUCUUCUCACAGGAGUCGUGGUACAAUAAAAACUCACUUAUUUUCAACCCUCGGAGAUGUACAGACAAUAUCACUGUCCUCAAUCCUGCUGGGUUACAUCGGACAGUCUCUUGCUCCACUCUAGUUAUCUCUCAACAAACUGAAAUGUACUAAAAAAUAAAUAAAAUGUGACUA
Trematomus bernacchii (emerald rockcod) is the source of this 4769-nucleotide messenger RNA. RefSeq names its product ras-related protein Rab-39B. The transcript is spliced from 3 exons. Gene Ontology annotation, molecular function: GTPase activity; GTP binding. Gene Ontology annotation, biological process: Rab protein signal transduction. NCBI's taxonomy places the organism in Eukaryota, Metazoa, Chordata, Actinopteri, Perciformes, Nototheniidae. Gene Ontology annotation, cellular component: Golgi membrane. The record is from RefSeq and is a predicted model, not a curated record. Bases 227 to 868 code for a protein of 213 amino acids.